Messenger RNA from Fusarium oxysporum Fo47, 940 nucleotides. Its product is annotated as RWD domain-containing protein. Bases 107 to 790 code for a protein of 227 amino acids. The record is from RefSeq and is a predicted model, not a curated record. Lineage: Eukaryota; Fungi; Ascomycota; Sordariomycetes; Hypocreales; Nectriaceae. Gene Ontology annotation, biological process: cytoplasmic translation. The transcript is spliced from 2 exons. Gene Ontology annotation, molecular function: protein binding.
CUGUAAACCUCCCCACUCCCAUGAGGACUCUUGGGACUCUCGUCAUUCGGCUCUAUCAAAAGUAACAUUUUACAGUUAUAAAGGCUCCCGAAGACAGCCCGCCAAAAUGGGGCGAGAAGAUCAGAUCGAAGAGCGCGAAGUGCUUGAAUCUAUUUUCCCUGAUGAAAUCACAGAUAUCUCUGAAACCGAGUUUAGAGUAUCAGUCGCGUUAGACAUUCCAGGUGAAGAAGAUCAAGAUCCUCCUACCAUACUUCUCCAAGUGAGAUAUCCAGAAGAUUAUCCCGAAAAGCCACCUCAUCUCGACAUCCUCGCUCCUCCAAAUGCCACACCCCACGAACACUUCAACAUUGCAGAAGACCGCGACCAGCUCCUUGCCAGUCUCGACGACACCAUUCAAGAAAACCUCGGAAUGGCCAUGGUCUUUUCAAUCGUAUCAACACUGAAGGAUAAUGCCGAGCAGCUUGUCCAAGAGCGCAAGGACGUCAUCACAAAGGCACAUGAGGAAGCUGCGCUGGCUGCUGAGGCAGAGGAGAACAAGAAAUUUCACGGCACAGCUGUUACGCCCGAGACAUUUUUGAAGUGGCGUGAGGGCUUCUUGAAGGAGAUGGAGGAGAAGAGGCAGCAGGAGGAAGACGAGCGUCUUGCUGAGCUGAAGAAAGCGAAGACCAAGGAACCCGCCCGCAUGACGGGUAGACAGCUCUGGGAGAGGGGUCUUGCUGGCAAGGGUGAAGAGGAAGAGGACGACAUGCCUGUCGAGGGUAUCGAGAAACUUAAAGUUGAGGCCGCAUAAGGUGGUAUAUGACAAGCAUGCAUUACUUGGAGUUUGGGCUUGGGAACUGAUACAAAAAGGCGAACAGCUUACUACGGCAUGAGACGAUGGAUGUUGCCACGGAUUUAUCUGGUCUUGGUUGGCUACGACAGGCCUUGAGGGGCCUAGUAC